This is a messenger RNA of Prorocentrum cordatum, 1170 nucleotides long. The record is from the annotation of a GenBank genome assembly. NCBI's taxonomy places the organism in Eukaryota, Dinophyceae, Prorocentrales, Prorocentraceae.
GUGCUGGAGGGCUUCAGCUGGCACCUCCCGCCCGCCAACAGACCGCCAGACCUGGAUCCCGACAUCCGGACGUGGCUCUUCGGCGACCGCGAUGAGCAGACCCGCGUGCUGCGGCGGGAGGUGCAGAGCCUGCGGGAGCAGCUGGGGCGGCGGGAGACGGGCUGGGCGGGCGAGCAGCCGGGGUCCUUGGCGUACGGUCGCGGGCCGGCGGCGGCGGUCGCGGACGCGCCGCCCAUGUGGCAGCCUUCGGCGCACGCGCCGGGGUAUGGACCACUCCCGCAAGCAAUGCCACAUGCCAUGCCGCAUGCCAUGCCGCAGCUGAUGCCGCAAGCAGUGCCACAGACGAUGCCGCAGAUGAUGCCGCAGGUGAUGCCGCCGAUGAUGCCGCAGGUGCUGCCUCUGGGGGCCGCAGAUCCCAUGCAGGCGGAGCUGCAGCGCGGGAUAGUGCAGCAGAUGCAGCAGAUGCAGCAGGUGUUGCAGUCGCAGCUCAUGGACUCGCUGGGCACCGGUGGGUCGAGGCAGCAGAAGGAGAAGGAGGAGGAGCAGCGGCAGGAGCACGAGGCGCGGAUCCUCGAGCUGGAGGCGCAGAGCGAGAGGCGGCAGCUGGAGCUCGAGGCGAGGCUGAAGGAGGCCGUCCAGGAGGCGGAGGCUGCGCGGAGGGCCAUCGAGGCGGAGCAGCGGGAACGCGAGCGCGUGGAGCGCGACCGCGCUGAUGCGGACGUCCCCACGAACGUGGCAUGGACAGUCGACACGAGCGACUGGCCCCAGCCGGAGGCGGAGGAGGCGGAGGCCGUGGGCUCUCCGGCCAAGGCCUGGGAGACGGGGCGGCAGCGGAUGCUCUGGUCGCAGCGGCAGGCUCAGCUCGCGUCCGCCGGGCCCCGGCGCAGCGCCCCCGCCUCGCCCCCGCCCUCCGCCUCCGUCGCGGACGUCGCGGCGGCGGCCGCGGCCCGCGCGCCCCCCUCGAGGCUGUCGCAGCUGGCCUCGCCGCGGUCCCCCGCGAGCCCGCCACGGGCCGGGCCCCGGGGCCCCGCCAUGGUGCUGCCGCUCACGGCCUCGCAGGGAGAGUACUCCACGUGGGUCGUCCGGACGGAGCCGCCGCGCCCGCCGCCCCGGCGCGGCGCCUCCUUUGCCGGGACGCUGCCGGAGGCGCCGCGGCCGGCCUCGGCCGCC